AUGAGGUGGCAGCGCGGCACUCGAUUUAAUGGUCUCUGGCUGAUGGUCCCAUGGUUGUCAUCAGUCUUGGUCCUGAUUCUGGGCUUUUGGGGCCCAGCUACAGCUGUUGCAACACCACAUGAACAGCAUGCCUCAACUGCUUUCUCCAGCCAGGUACCAUUGGACUGGUUGCUUACUGAUCGAGGACCAUUCCACCGAGCCCCAGACUACGUUGACUUUAUAGAGCGCUAUCGGCAGGGUUUCACCACUAGAUACAGGAUCUACCGAGAAUUUGCUCGUUGGAAAGUCAAUAACUUGGCAUUAGAAAGAAAAGAUUUCUUCAGUUUGCCUUUGCCUCUGGCUCCAGAAUUCAUCCGCAACAUUCGUCUUCUGGGGCGUCGGCCCAGCCUUCAACAGAUCACAGAGAACCUGAUUAAAAAAUACGGGACCCAUUUCCUUCUCUCAGCAACUCUUGGAGGGGAAGAAUCCUUGACCAUUUUUGUGGACAAACGGAAGCUCAGUCGGAAGGCAGAAGCUGGUAGCCUCUCCGGGAGUGGGGGAAGUAACACCACCGUCUCCUUGGAAACACUGCAUCAGCUGGCAGCCUCAUAUUUCAUCGAUCGGGAGAGCACCCUGAGACGUCUCCAUCAUAUCCAGAUAGCAACUGCUGCAAUCAAGGUUACUGAAACCAGGACGGGCCCACUUGGCUGCAGUAAUUAUGACAACCUUGACUCUGUGAGUUCAGUUCUUGUGCAGAGCCCAGAAAACAAGGUUCAGCUACUUGGUCUUCAGGCAGUACUACCUGAGUACUUGCGAGAACGCUUUGUUGUUGCUGCUCUAAGUUACAUCACCUGCAAUUCAGAGGGGGAGCUGCUGUGCCGAGAUAAUGACUGCUGGUGCCAAUGUGGGUUUAAUUACCCACAAUGCAAUUGUCCUGAGACUGACAUCCAGAGUAUGGAAGACAGCCUUCUCCAGAUUCAGGAAAUCUGGGAGAGUCACAACCAACAGUUUCGGGAAUCAGAGGAACUACAGUCGCUUGUGAAGAAGCUGCCAGUGGAUCGCUUCCUGAACAUAACUGCCAUCUCCCAAUAUUGGGCAGCAGAUGUUGAUAUUCAGCAUCGCUAUAAAAAAUUGGGCAUGACUUUGAAGAUGCUAGAAAAGAAAAGCCAUCGGAUUGUCCGACGCCUUUUCAAUCUGGCUAAACGCUGCCCCAGGCAACCUCACUUCAAACUCUUAAAGGAGAGGCCUUUGACCUACUGGUGGAGCCACGUUCAGUCCCACCUUUACUGCAAUGAGGCCUCUGUGCUGGGGACAUUUUUUGAAGAAAGCCGUGGCUGCAUCUGCCCGAAUGAUCAGCCCUCUUGUCAGGUCACCAUCCCUUGCGCUGUAGGAGAAGGGUCAGAAUGUGCUGCCUGUGCAGAGGAUAACAUCACCCAGUGUGGAUCCUGCAACCCUGGCUACAUCCUCACUUUAGGGUUGUGUCGCCCAGAGGUGGCAGACUCCCUUGAGCAUUACUUGGGGCUAGAAACAGACCUGCAGGACUUGGAGCUCAAAUAUCUUCUGCAAAAACGGGACAGCCGCAUUGAAGUACGGUCAAUCUUCAUUAGCAAUGAUAUGCGCCUGGGGACUUGGUUUGACCCUUCCUGGAGGAAGAGGAUGCUGGUAACACUGAAAAGCAACAAGUACAAGCCAAAUUUGAUCCACCUCAUGCUGGCCCUCUCCCUCCAGAUCUGCCUCACCAAGAAUAGCACCUUGGAACCAGUCAUGGCCAUCUACGUCAACCCCUUUGGGGGCAGCCAUUCCGAGAGCUGGUUUAUGCCUACCAAUGAGACUGGCUUCCCUGACUGGGAAAGGACUAAUGUAGAUGCCUCUGGCCAAUGCCAAAACUGGACUCUCACUUUAGGUAGCAAGUGGAAGACUUUUUUUGAAACAGUCCAUGUCUAUUUGCGGAGCCGCAUCAAAUCUCUUAAUGACAGCUCUAAUGAAACCAUCUUUUAUGAGCCUUUGGAAACGGAUCCUUCUAAGAACUUGGGGUACAUGAGAAUCAAUAGCUUGCAGGUCUUUGGCUACAGCCUGCCAUUUGAGUCUGAUGCAAUUCGGGACCUUGUCCUUCAGCUAGAUUACCCCUAUACACAAGGCUCGCAGGACUCUGCUAUAUUGCAACUGAUUGAGAUCAGGGACCGAGUGAACCGUCUCUCUCCACCCGGGAAAAGCCGCAUUGAUCUUUUCUCUUGCUUGCUUCGGCAUAGGCUCAAGCUGGCCAACAAUGAAGUAAGUCGGAUCCAGUCUACCCUGCAGGCCUUCAAUGCCAAGCUGCCAAACCCAGUGGAAUAUGAGACUGGAAAACUCUGCAGCUAGCCUUAGGAGUGGGUGGGGCUACUCCUGUAACCCUGGAGAGGAAAAGAAACUGCAACAAUCAAAGGCCUUACUUUCAUGCCAGCCAUUCAAUUCCAUGAGACAGCCAACAGAUGAUUGCAGGCUCUGUGAACUUUGGAAAUAAGUUAUGGCACAUCAAUCUUUGGAAUAGCUUACCUAAGAGGAGGCCACAAGACAGUGCUACUGCAAAUGUCCUACUCAAAACACUGAACAGGUUAUCUUUUCCCCUUUCCUGCUGACUACAUGCAAGAAACUGUGAAGGAACCUGUAGACUGGGAAAAAGAAAGUGACAAGUGAAAGCAGCAUGACAGGAAUGGCAAUAAAGCCUUUUGCUCUGUGUCUGGAAAUUUUGGCUAGUAAGCCCUUAAAAAGUUGAAAAAGAGUGAAACACGAUUCUUGCAGGGCUUUCAAGAAAGCCUAGUUUGAAAACCUCUUUAGUCCUUGCUUUCCUUGAUACUGUUUACUUUUGUAUUAUUUUUAUGGGUGUUUCUAACAAUGGCAUGGGCUUGAUAUUCUCUAUGUUCCCUUCUAAAGCCACCAUCCUAAGCACAUCUUUCUCGGAAGGUAGCUCCAUCUCUGUCAGUUGGAAAAAUGCCUUUCAAAGAAAGAAGUUUAGGAAUCAAGUUUCAACUGACUCCCCAUGUCCCUGUUUCACUUUUUCAUUUGAUUCCUGGAGCCAUUACAUUAGAGUGCAAGCAUUUAACUGGCUAAUAUCAUUUGGGAUAUGAAAAGUGUGCCUAAAUUAUCUCUUUUUCUCUCUCCUUACCAUGAAACAUAUCACACUCUUCUGUCCCUUUUAAUCACUUGCUUCUCUCAUAUGUGGCUGAUUUCAUGGGAAAUUACAAAAUUUCCAUCCAGGAAAAGUGAUGCAGAUGCCAUUGUUCUUAA
Messenger RNA from Notechis scutatus (mainland tiger snake), 3243 nucleotides. RefSeq names its product BMP/retinoic acid inducible neural specific 2 (gene BRINP2). Gene Ontology annotation, biological process: nervous system development; positive regulation of neuron differentiation; negative regulation of mitotic cell cycle. Gene Ontology annotation, cellular component: cytoplasm; dendrite; neuronal cell body. NCBI's taxonomy places the organism in Eukaryota, Metazoa, Chordata, Lepidosauria, Squamata, Elapidae. The record is from RefSeq and is a predicted model, not a curated record.